Ostrinia furnacalis (Asian corn borer) is the source of this 725-nucleotide messenger RNA. RefSeq names its product transcription factor TFIIIB component B''-like. Gene Ontology annotation, biological process: RNA polymerase III preinitiation complex assembly. The record is from RefSeq and is a predicted model, not a curated record. The annotation marks the transcript as partial. Lineage: Eukaryota; Metazoa; Arthropoda; Insecta; Lepidoptera; Crambidae. Gene Ontology annotation, cellular component: transcription factor TFIIIB complex. Gene Ontology annotation, molecular function: TFIIIC-class transcription factor complex binding. The transcript is spliced from 4 exons.
UAGAACUCGUCGCCAAGAAAUGAGUCGACGGAUGGCGGCGAUGCGUCGGCGCAGAGAGACGAUCCAGCGCGACACGCUCACUAUGUACGAUCUCAUCUUCUACAAUCCCACCAGCAACCCUAUCGUCCCAGACCAAGACGAGAUCAAAGCGAAAGAGGCUAACAAGAAGGACGAAGCGGAGCGCGCGGCGGCCGAAGCGGACGACGACCCCGAUGACCCCGCGCCCGACGCCGCGCCCGUGCCGCAGAUCAAGCUCGGGCCUAACGGAGAGAUCGUGCUUGACGAGAAGAGCUUGGUGAUAAAACCGACAGACAGCAAGCGCAAAGUGUCCUCCGUGGUCCGAGAAGGCGCUUGGGCCAGUGGGGGCGGCAAAUACAAUCGCACCGCUCGCACCGCGGAAUGGAGCGCAGCCGAGACGGUGCGGUUCUACCGGGCUCUAGCGGCCAUUGGCACAGACUUCUCGCUUAUGGCGCCGCUGUUCCCUGGACGGAAUAGGAGGGACCUCAAGAUAAAGUUCAAAAAAGAAGAAAAGGUGAACGGCGCGCAACUAGACAAAGCUCUCCGUUCGGGCACCACGUGGGACCCGUCGCGGUUACAGGACGAAUUCGCGGCCGAACGUGCCGAGGCCGCCGCGAGCGCCGAGCGCGAACGUGAACAUAUCGCUCGCCAGAGGAAGGCCGAGCGUGAGCGCACCGCUCUCGCCAAGGAGGUCAACUUACGUCAGA